Messenger RNA from Salvelinus fontinalis (brook trout), 2746 nucleotides. RefSeq names its product doublesex- and mab-3-related transcription factor 1-like. The coding region runs from base 1 to 1029 and encodes 342 amino acids. The record is from RefSeq and is a predicted model, not a curated record. Gene Ontology annotation, cellular component: nucleus. Gene Ontology annotation, biological process: regulation of transcription by RNA polymerase II; sex differentiation. The transcript is spliced from 5 exons. Gene Ontology annotation, molecular function: DNA-binding transcription factor activity, RNA polymerase II-specific; RNA polymerase II cis-regulatory region sequence-specific DNA binding. Lineage: Eukaryota; Metazoa; Chordata; Actinopteri; Salmoniformes; Salmonidae.
AUGAGCGACGACGAGCAGACCAAGCUGCUGGAGUGUGCCGGUCCCAUGUCCGCGUCGCCCGGGAAGAAACCCCCGCGGAUGCCCAAGUGCUCCCGGUGCAGGAACCACGGCUACGUGUCGCCGCUGAAGGGACACAAGCGCUUCUGCAACUGGAGAGACUGCCAGUGCCAGAAAUGCAAACUGAUCGCGGAGCGGCAGAGAGUAAUGGCGGCCCAGGUGGCUCUGCGACGGCAGCAGGCUCAAGAGGAGGAGAUGGGGCUCUGUAGCCCAGCCACGCUGUCCAGUCAGGACGUUGUUGUGAAGAAUGAGCCCACUGGAGACUGCCUGUCCUCGGUGUCUGGAGGACGAUCACCUUCCUGUGGAAACAUCUCUGCUGGUACCUCACCUUCUAAUGCAGGUAGUCGUUCUGGCCUGGCGUCCAGCCCCACAGCGUUCAGUAGGGGGCAGUCUACUGACGGAACAGCUGACCUCCUGGUGGAUACCUCCUACUACAACUUCUACCAGCCGUCACGCUACCCUGCAGCCUACUACAGUAACCUGUACAACUACCAACAAUACCAGAUGCCAAACGGCGAGAGUCGCCUAUCCAGCCACAACGUGUCUCCUCAGUACCGGAUGCAUUCCUACUACUCUUCUGCCUCCUACCUCAGCCAGGGGCUGGGCCAGGGGCUGGGCCAGGGGCUGGGCCAGGGGCUGGGCCAGGGGCUGGGCCAGGGGCUGGGCCAAGGAUUGGGCCAGGGGCUGGGUCAGGUGCUGGGCCAGGGGCUCGGCCAGGGGUUGGGCCAGGGAUUGGGGACCACGGCAGCCUGUGUUCCCCCCAUCUUCUCUCUGGAGGACAACAACACCUGCCAUGAGACCAAGCAGACCUCCUUCUCCCCAGUCAGUGGAGGCGCUAACGGCCAUGACGGUCUGUCCUGUCUGUCCAUCAGCUCCCUGGUCAACAGCUCUGAGGGGAAGACUGAGUGUGACGGACAUGACCAGGGACAGGGCUUUACUGUCGACUCCAUCAUAGAGGGAAACCACAAAUAACCAGAGGAAGAAGAGGAGAGAGAGAGAGGAAGAGAAAAAAAAAAUCUAAAAUCACACUCUUUUGAAAUCAAUUUGUUGAAAUAAAGGUUUUGUUUCUGUAAACUUUCUUCCAAUGUUGUCAUUCUGAAGAUAUUCCAAGUGUCCUUAUGUGUUCCUGUCUGAGCUCUAUAGACAUGGUUCUAGUGAGUGUGUGGUCUGUAAACUUUCUUCCAAUGUUGUCAUUCUGAAGAUAUUCCAAGUGUCCUUAUUUGUUCCUGUCUGAGCUCUAUAGACAUGGUUCUAGUGAGUGUGUGGUCUGUAAACUUUCUUCCAAUGUUGUCAUUCUGAAGAUAUUCCAAGUGUCCUUAUGUGUUCCUGUCUGAGCUCUAUAGAAAUGGUUCUAGUGAGUGUGUGGUCUGUAAGCCAGGGGGGAGGUGAACAUACAGGGUAGAUAUGAAUCAUAUUGCCCCCCUAGAUCUAUGCCAGUCAAUAUCAGGCUAUAUAGGGAAUAUACCAGUCAGUCUAUAUCAGUCUACUUCAGGCAAUAUCAGGCUAUAUCGGUAUAUACCAGUCUAUAUUUGUAUAUACCAGUCAGUCUAUCAGUUUAUUCCAGUCUAUAUCAGUCUAUAUGUCAGUCCAGAACAGACUAUGGGAGGCGCACAGUACUACAUAGUAUGGAGCGCCGUUUGGGUCUGCGUGUCAAAAACGUUACACUUUAAAUACCACUAUUUGACACGUCAAAUCGUCAAAAAAACACAAUUCUAUUAGAAUGUUGUGUGCUGAAUUUGCACGUUCAAGCCAAGCGCCAACACCACGACCAGUAGCACUGUCAGAUGUACAAAAGUCCGCAAACAACCGGCCACGAUGUGUUUCCAAGACCGCGUCGGUAAUAAGGCUGUGUUUGUUCGACCGAAUGGGAAAACGUCUGCGUGACCAUUUGAAAUAAGAUCAGGAUCAAACGAGCAAGAUGUAGAAAUUGUGCAAAUAUCUUUGAUACAUGUUAUUUGCAACUUCUGCAGUAGCUAGCUUUAGCUUUAGCUUGGCACCAAUGCAACCAGCCUGAAAACAAUGACCUGUAGAAACGGCGGUCAUUUUCAUUAUUCUUAGCAAUGAUUUAGGAUUCAAUGUAAGUAUUAGCUAGGUAGCCUCUUGGGAUACCGGCACUGACCGGAGCUUCCGGCGGAAGUGUGGGCCCGGCAGCUGCGGUAGGUGCGUGAGACAAAACUUUACCCGCUUCAUAGCAUACGUUUCGGUGACUCGUUGUGACAUAUGAAAUACGAUAGUGUAAUCAAUGUGUAAUAACUACGUAAAAAAUGUAUGAACAUCUUAAAUUAUUGUGACAUGCAGUCCUAUUCAGGUCCUGAUUGGUCAACAAGCUUAUUUGAUGAGUCAAAUUGUGUUAUUUGACGCGUGUGUAUUUUUUGACACACAAAGAGCCAAAUGGCCGAAACAUAGAGCCAUGACUACAUGGAACUCAAUCCCACAUCAGGUAACUGAUGAUAACAGGGGAAUCAGAUUUGAAAACCAGAUCAAAUUACACCUUAUGGAACAGCGGGGACUGUGAAGAGACACACCCAUGCUAGAUCGAAUCCCCGAGUAAAAUCUGUCAUUCUGCCCCUGAACGAGGCACUGUUCCUAGGCUGUUAUUGAAAAUACGAAUUUGUUCUUAACUGACUUGCCUAGUUAAAUAAAGGUCAAAUAAAUUGAAUAAAAAUCAGUCUAUAUCUUUAUUUACCAG